AUGUCACUAUUAAAAGUUUUAUUUUGCGUCACGGGUAUAUACGUGUGUUUUCUAACUUGGGGAGUACUACAAGAACGUGUAUCCACAACACCAUACAACAAGAUAUCAAAUAACGAUAUUAACGAAUCAUCACUAAAACCAAAACAUUUUCGACACUUUAUCUUUCUAAACACGAUUCAAUCAUUCACUGCGUCGAUUGUAGCAUUAUGCCAUUUAAUUGGCACCGGAAAUAAAAGUAUUCUAAAAAAUAAUUUCAAGAACCCAGAUCUUCUAUUUCGAUAUCUCCAGGUGGCGUUUCUUCAAUCUGUUGGAUCACCGUUCGGCUAUCAAAGUUUGAAACACAUUGACUAUCCGACAAUGAUUCUAGGAAAAUCGUGUAAACUCGUGCCAGUAAUGUUAAUGAACGUCUUACUAUAUCGAAAAAGAUUUCCACUCUAUAAAUAUAUAGUGGUGUUUUUGAUCACGCUCGGUGUCUCGGGAUUCAUGUUGCUCCAACCAAUCUCGGAAAAGAAACGUGCAGGCGGAGCAGCCUCAAAUUCAAUAUACGGGAUUCUAUUACUCUCAGUGAGUCUGUUAGUGGAUGGCGUGACGAAUGCCACACAAGAUCAAAUAUUCCACAAGUAUAAAGUAACUGGGCAACAAAUGAUGUUGUCCAUGAAUUUGUUUGGGGGAUCACUGAUGCUUGGAUAUCUACUGAUUCCAUGGAACUCGGAACUUGGUAAUGCUGUGAACUUUUGUUUCGAGUAUCCGGCCGUGAUCAAAGACAUAAUGUUGUUUUCGUUAUGCGGUGCGUUAGGACAAUGUUUUAUUUUUUAUGCGUUGCAGAAUUUUGGGUCAUUUUUUUUGGUGACAGUCACUGUAACACGUAAAUUAUUCACUAUGUUGUUGUCGGUGUUUUGGUUUAAUCAUCAAUUGAGUUUUGGGCAGUGGGUGGCUGUUGCAUGUGUGUUUUCGGGUAUUGCUUUAGAAGCAUUUGUUAAGCAGUCGGAAAAAAGACGUUUGGAAAAGAACUUUGAGAUAAAGGAAAAAGAAAAGGGAUUGAGUAAUAAAAAUGGGUAUUACAAGAAACAAUCAUCCUCGUCCUCUGAAAAAGGGUCAACAAAAAUCGAAUAA
This is a messenger RNA of Ambispora leptoticha, 1113 nucleotides long. NCBI's taxonomy places the organism in Eukaryota, Fungi, Glomeromycota, Glomeromycetes, Archaeosporales, Ambisporaceae. The record is from the annotation of a GenBank genome assembly.